Neohortaea acidophila is the source of this 1557-nucleotide messenger RNA. RefSeq lists its product as uncharacterized. NCBI's taxonomy places the organism in Eukaryota, Fungi, Ascomycota, Dothideomycetes, Mycosphaerellales, Teratosphaeriaceae. The record is from RefSeq and is a predicted model, not a curated record. The coding region runs from base 1 to 1557 and encodes 518 amino acids. Gene Ontology annotation, biological process: regulation of mRNA stability. Gene Ontology annotation, cellular component: cytoplasm; nucleus. The transcript has a single exon. Gene Ontology annotation, molecular function: poly(A) binding.
AUGGCCGCGUUACCCGUCGAAGCGGGCAGCGCGCUCGCGCAGACCAUCCAGAACGCUGUCCAACCGAAACUUAUGGAGUACGGCUGGGUGGCGGAAGAGAACGACACUACCCUCUCGGAGUACGUGACCACGAUGCUUGUUAAUGGCAAGGACAUCCAAGGCGUCGUCUCCGAGCUGGGCGGCGAUCUGUUGGGCGUGGGCGAGGAUGACCCCAGCGUGACGGCUUUCGCAAAGUGGCUCUUCGACCAGUUACACGCCAUGAACGCGCCGCCAUCCUCUGCCGCAGAAGCGGACAUGGGAGUUGCGCCACAAGAACAACAGCAAGAGGCGGAUUCGGCACAACCAGCUACCGACGACUCGCAGAUGGACGAUGCGGCGCUCGUGGACGGCGCUGUACCCAGCGGACCAAAGGCCAUGCGCAACGGCCCUGGCGCAGCAGGAAGAGGCAGAGGCUCGCGCAUGCUCGGUCAACUCAACAACCACUUGAACAGAGAAAACUCCCUCCCCGACUCGUUACGGCGGAUUAAGGGUGCAGCGGGAGGAGCUGGUCGUAUCAACGCGCACGCGAAUCGCGAUCCCCCGCGCGGCCCGAGACAGCAGAACCUCGCGAAUGGAGUACAGCGGAUGAUGAACGGCGCUGGUCGAGGUGGAAGAGGUGGUCAUCAGGGCGCGAUGAACCCUGCCGUGCAAGCCAACGCCAUGAUGAACCAGCUGGAUCCGCAACAACAAAUGGCCUUUAUGCAGAUGAUGGAGAUGCAAGCGACCAUGAUGCAACAGAUGCUCGGCGGCCAGGCGCCUCCUAUGCAGAACGGGCAAGGGAAGAAGAGCUUGUUUGAGCGCGUCGACAGGAAGCCCAAUGGACACUUUAAAGGCGGCCGACCCAACACACGCGCCUCCGGAUCCCAAGAUGGCGACGCGUCGGGCAUGGACGUCGAUGCCAAGAAAGAGCCCUUUGAGACCGUCUGUCGCUUCAACAUCAACUGCACCAACCCCGCCUGCCCCUACGCGCACCAGUCACCCGCCGCACCACCAGGCCAAUCCAUCGACCUGACCGACACAUGCACCUUCGGCGCCGCCUGCCAAAACAACAAAUGUUCCGGCCGCCACCCCUCCCCGGCCCAACGCACACAACACCUCAAGCAAGAAGUCGACUGCAAGUUCUUCCCUAACUGCACCAACCCCAGCUGCCCCUUCAAACACCCCGACAUGCCACUGUGCCGCAACGGAGCGGACUGCGCGGCGCCCGGGUGCAAAUUCACCCACAGCAAGAUCAUGUGCCGCUACACGCCGUGCACGAAACCCAACUGCCCGUUCAAACACAUCGAGGGCCAGCGCGGCGUGUUCAAGGACAAGGUGUGGACUGCGACCGAUGGCGUGCCGACAAUGGAGGGCGAGAAUGGCGGCACCACCAAUGGCGCAACGAGCCAUCGCUUUGCUGGCUUUUCGGAGAGUGCUGGACAAGCGGAGGAGCUCAUCUUGCCUGGCCAGCAGCAGCAGCAGUCAGACGGCCAGUCUGAAAGCCAACCGACAGGCCAGGACACGCAGAUUACGACGUAG